Molecule: messenger RNA, 1034 nt
Organism: Ananas comosus (pineapple)
Lineage: Eukaryota; Viridiplantae; Streptophyta; Magnoliopsida; Poales; Bromeliaceae
Product: BAG family molecular chaperone regulator 1-like
Exons: 5
Coding region: 1-738 (245 amino acids)
Biological process (GO): protein stabilization
Cellular component (GO): cytoplasm
Molecular function (GO): protein-folding chaperone binding; adenyl-nucleotide exchange factor activity
Source: RefSeq, a predicted model, not a curated record
AUGGUCCGAAGCCGCCGCCUGCGGCCGAGCGGACUGCUGGUCCAGAAGCGCCACUCCGUCUCCGAAGGCCUCCCCGCCAUCCGCGUGAAGGUCAAGCACGCCGGCGUCCACCACGAGAUCUACAUCAGCCCGCAGGCCACAUUCGGCGAGCUGAAGAAGAUGGUGUCGGCGCGGACGGGGCUCCACCCGGAGGACCAGAAGCUGGUGUUCAAGCACAGGGAGAGGGAUUCGAAAUCGUUCCUCGACAUCUGCGGCGUGAAGGACCGGUCGAAGAUCGUCCUCCUCGAGGAUCCCUCGGCCCAGGCCCGCCGCCUCCUCCAGCUCCGCCGCACCGACAACUUGCACAAGGCCGCCAGAUCCGUAUCCCGAAUCGGCCUCGACGUCGACAAGCUCGCUUCCGAGGUGUCUGCUCUGGACCGCGCUGCGAGGGAAGGCGGGAAGGUCGCGGAGGACGACGUGAUCCGUCUGACGGAGAUGCUCAUGAACGAGCUCAUCAAGUUGGACGCCGUCCCCGCCGACGGCGACGUCAAGGCGCAGAGGCGAAUGCAGGUGGAGCGAGUGCAGAAGUACGUGGCGACGCUCGACGCGAUCAAGAACAAGAAUGAGCAGAUCGAUUUGACUCCCAAUUGGGAGCAGUUCGACUUGCUCUCGUCGAUGCCGUCAACCUCUUCAGCCGCAUCGACGGCCACCGCCUCGGCCGCGGCCCCCAUUCCGAGGUUUGAUUGGGAGCUCUUCUGAGAUUGGUGGAAGAGGAAUAUCCCCCCAACAUGAAUUGGCCGCCUAUUAAGAUGAAAUUUGUCCAUUAUUGCUGCAUGUGAAAGAGUUUGGUUUUGACUAUUUCUUUUUUUUUUUUUAGUUGAUAUAUACCCACAGUUGCUAGGAGGAGGGGGUGUGUCCCAUGCUCUGUUCCAAUCUCAUCCAUAUGAAGAAACAUUUGUAAUAAUAAAAAUUGUAGUAAUAAUAGUUUGGUAUGUAUACUGUUGUGAAAGCAUUCAUUCAUUAAUUAAUGCUCAGUAAAUUACUCCGUUUAUUCA